GAGGACGCGUCGAAGGCGGAAAUCACCAGAAAGUAUCGCCAGCUCUCGAAGGUAGGCACUAUCUCUGACGAAGAGGCUCAUGCCAUCCGUCUGCUGUGUGCAUGAUGCAGGUGAACCAUCCCGAUAAAGAGGGUGACCCUGAAGUGCAAAAGCGCUUCGACAUCGCGUACGGGGCGCUCACCAAGACCAAGGUGCGUGCUGAUGUGGGCGUGCACUGCAACUGCCGGCCGGUCGCCAUGCAUCCUCCUUGUUUUCCCCUUCUCUCCAUUGUUGCAUGCAGGCGGUGAACGAGUUUGAGUUUGAGGAGGGGGAUGAGCUGGUGAGCUGAAGGCACCUGCACCCACCCCUACAAUUCCAUUUUGAUGGCUCCAUCCGUCCGUGUAUCCUCCUGGAUUGUUUCGUGCUCUGCAGGCCAUGACGGUGCAUGAGCUGAGGGCAGCGAGGCAGCUGGUGAGAGCGCCACACACAACACAGUCCUCCACGCCACACACAUACAGACAGGGAGACAAAGAGGGAGCUAACUAAGGCUGGGCGACCACUUGGAAGAACACUCAUGCGCAUUUCUCCUGUGUGUGAACAGAUCAAAAAGCUGACCCGCGAGAUUCGCAGCAGGCUGAAGGAACUCGACGAGAAGCUGAAGGAGGACUUGAGGCGCAUCCACGAGGAGAUGGCCUACCUGGUCAUCGAGAGGGCUGGGGUGCAGGCGGCGCGGAAAACGCCGCGAUGGCAAUUCUGCGAGCUCACCUUCAGUGUUGCGAAGAGGAAGAAGAAGCGAUGUCGCUGAUGAACGAGCACUACACGUUCUUUGGGCUGGAGCCCACUGCGUCCAACGAUGAAGUCCGUCGCCGCUACUUCAAGUUGUCUCGGGUAAAACGAUGCACUGCAGUGCACUGCAGCCAUGGAAAUGGGGAGGAAAGAGAGACUCGGCUGCUUUGACUAAGCUGGUGGCCAUGCGCUCACUCAUUGUGCUGACCGUGUGCUGUGUGGGUGCGCAGAAGAACCAUCCUGACAAGGGCGCCAGCACGGAGAAACAGAAGGAAAUCAACGGCCACUACGCGGCCAUCAUGAAGGGGCAUGGAGUUGAUGAGCAGGAGUUGCAAUGGGAGAAGUUUGACGAGGAGGUGAGCAGAUUCACUGGCCGCACCCAGCACAAAGCCAGCACACACACUCGACGAUGCCCUGCAUGCGGCACAUCACAUGGAUGCUUGUUGUUGCAUUGUUGCAUUGUUGACCCACAGAUGGCGAGGCUGAGGGCAAAGGCGGGGGAGUCGGCGGCCAAGUUGGAGGCUUUCAUCCAAGCCUCGGACGAGGAGUUCGAAGCCUCGCUCGAGGAGGCGGACGAGUACCUGGCCUACGUGGUCAUCGGAAAAGCUGCGGUACAGAAGGCCAUCGACGCCUACGUCGACCUCACCCUGCCGCCUCCCAAGCCCGACAGCCCCACACAACCACAAAGCCGGCGUUGCCGCGGGGGAUGUGUUCUUGAAUGGAUGCUCAUCGUUGCCUGCAUUUUAUAUCCUGUGGAAAGUUUUGACCAUGAACUCGCUACGGAAGAGUACGUUAUGACUUCUGCACAUUUGGAUGAGUGCGUGGUUUCCCAUUCGGCGACGUCACGUGCAUUUCGCCCUCUGUCAUAUGCACGCCUAAUGGG
This is a messenger RNA of Vitrella brassicaformis, 1648 nucleotides long. The record is from the annotation of a GenBank genome assembly. Lineage: Eukaryota; Vitrellaceae.